UUAUUACUAGAUGGAACUCUAAAUAUGAUGCUACUCAAAAAGUGUUAAUACACAAAAAGAAAUUGGAUAUUUUAUUUGAUGUAUUAAAGUUAAAUAAGCUCAAACCUAAUGAGUGGUUAUUUUUGGAAGAAAACUGUCUUUUGUUGAAACCAUUAUCAAAUUCAUUGGACAAGUUACAAAGAGAGAAAAAUAGUUAUUUAGGUUAUGUUGCUCCUACAUUAAUAGUUUUGAGAAAAUUGUUAAUUCAAUCAAGUAAUGAUUUAAGUAAUGCAAAAAGCAAAGAUUUUAUUCUUGCCUCAAUAAGUCAUCCGAAAUUUAAAAUGUCCUGGGUUCCAGUAAGAUAUAUAAGUUUAUGUAAAGAAUUAUUUUUGAAUGAAUGUAAUACAUUUAAAGAUGGAAAUUCUGUAUCUGAAUCUGCAUCUGAUAAUGCAGACAGUGAUUCUAGUGAUGAAUUCUACAGCAAUUUAUCUGAAAAUUUAACUACAUCUUUUCAUCCGUCCGCAGAUGUUGAUUCAGCUGAAAUAGAUACAAGUGUUUCCAAUACAGCUGGUGUUGAAGCAUUGAAAUAUCUUAACUCAAAGAAAAAAGAAGUAAUGUCACUUAAUGAUGUUCCAAUUGUCAAGCAAAUAUUUUUUAAGUAUAACACCACCUUGCCGUCGUCAGCUCCGGUUGAAAGACUGUUUAGCAAAGCUAUACAGAUGUUAACUCCCAGACGUAAUCGUCUUAGUGAUGAUGUGUUUGAAAUGCUUUUAUGUUGCAAGUCUACUGAAUGA
Messenger RNA from Sipha flava (yellow sugarcane aphid), 773 nucleotides. RefSeq lists its product as uncharacterized. The annotation marks the transcript as partial. The transcript has 2 exons. Gene Ontology annotation, molecular function: protein dimerization activity. NCBI's taxonomy places the organism in Eukaryota, Metazoa, Arthropoda, Insecta, Hemiptera, Aphididae. The record is from RefSeq and is a predicted model, not a curated record.